Messenger RNA from Scomber scombrus (Atlantic mackerel), 1117 nucleotides. RefSeq names its product chemerin-like receptor 1. Lineage: Eukaryota; Metazoa; Chordata; Actinopteri; Scombriformes; Scombridae. The record is from RefSeq and is a predicted model, not a curated record. Gene Ontology annotation, cellular component: plasma membrane. Gene Ontology annotation, biological process: inflammatory response; complement receptor mediated signaling pathway; phospholipase C-activating G protein-coupled receptor signaling pathway. The transcript has a single exon. Bases 8 to 1117 code for a protein of 369 amino acids. Gene Ontology annotation, molecular function: G protein-coupled receptor activity; complement receptor activity.
CAAGAUAAUGAUGGAGAUGACUGCUACACCCUCCUAUCACACCAAUACAACAGGUGUAUCUGGAGGAAAUGACACGUUUUAUGAUGAGUAUGGUGAUCUGAGAAGAUCUCUCAACAUCAUGUCUGCUGUUAUCUACUGUCUGGCUUUCGUUCUGGGUGUGCUUGGAAAUGGAGUGGUUAUCUGGGUGACGGGAUUCAAGAUGAAGAAAACAGUGAACACAGUUUGGUUCCUCAACCUUGCUGUGGCUGACUUCCUCUUCACAGCAUUCCUUCCUUUGAGUGUGACAUACAUCGCUCUGGGUUUCCACUGGCCCUUCGGCAACUUCAUGUGCAAACUGAACAACACAGUAAGGUUUGUUAACAUGUUUACCAGCGUCUACAUUCUGGUGGUGAUCAGCAUGGACAGAUACAUGUCUGUGGUGUGGCCUGUCUGGGCCCAGAACCACCGAAAUGUACGCAAGGCGUCCUAUGUGAGUCUGGGUGUUUGGGUACUUGCUCUGUUCCUUAGCACUCCAUACUUCAUCUUCAGGGACACUGGACCAUCAUUUGAUGAUGAAAAAAUCAUCAACUGCUACUUAAACUUUGCUUCUUCUGAUGAAGACACACCUGCCGUGAAUCAAUUAAUACUGCUUCGUUUUAAGGCCAUGACCAUCAGCCGCUUCCUCCUGGGUUUUGUUGUCCCCUUCAGUGUCAUUGUCUCCUGUUAUGCUGUGAUAAUGCAUCGUCUCAGGAGGAACCGUGCCCUGGCCAGCCACUCAAGUCGCCCCUUUAAGAUCAUUGCUGCCAUUAUUGUCACUUUUUUCCUGUGCUGGGCUCCCUUUUACAUCAUGGAUAUAAUUGAGUUAGCACAUUUCAGUACUAAUUUUUCAAAUCCAGUAUUAGACCAUGUCAUUACUAUCGGGGUCCCUUUAGCCACUGGCCUGGCAUUUGUUAACAGUUGCCUUAAUCCACUGCUGUAUGUGUUCAUGGGCCAAGAUUUCAAGGAUACAUUUCGCAAAUCCAUCCUGAAUGUAUUUGAGACUGCUUUCCAGGAGGAGGGUUCCCCCUCACACACCGACUCGAAAUCAGUGGAAACCAGUCAGACCCUUGACAAGUCAGUUCAUAAUACUGAAGUAUAA